UCACAAAACUCAACCGAAGUUAGUUACAAAUUUUGUUGCAAACUUCACUCAAUUUCUUCUGUCAUUAGUUUUUCCGAAAAAAUUACCAAAAAUGGCAAGUAAUUCAAAAAAACCCGAUUCAAAGGAAAAAACCCUUACCCCAGAAGAAAUUAUGAAUGGUUUCCAAUCAUUGAGGGCUGAACAAAGAACACUUACAUCUAAACUAUCAGAAUUUGAAUUAGAUUUAAAUGAACACAAAAUGGUAAUAGAAACGUUAAAAAACGUAAAUGAUGAUAGAAAAUGCUUUAGAUUAGUUGGAGGAGUUUUAACGGAAAGAAAAGUUAAAGAUGUUUUACCAGUGCUAAUUACCAACCAAGAAAAACUAGCCGAAUUCAUUGAAAAAUUAAACGAACAAAUUUCAAAGAAAGGACAAGAAAUCAAUGACUUCAGAGAAAAGCACAACAUUCGUUUCAGAGGAAUGGACGCCCCCAAAGAUACUGAUGCAGAAAUUGCUCCUAGUGCAGUGGAAAGUCGAGGAAAAGUACUGGUCUCCUAACAAUAUUUUUUUUAUAUAAGUUAUUAUUAUACCAUUCAGAACAUCGUCGAAAGUUUAGAUAUUUUAUUUACUGUAAAUGAUCAUAUAAAGCGACUGCAUUUAAAUCAGAACCAUUGCCCAUUACUAUAUCAAUAAAAUAUAUGUUAUUGAAAUAAUUUGUUUGAUACUUUUAAAAUCUGUAGGGUACCCUACAUAUAAGCUAUAUAGCUUAAAGAAUAAUACAAAUAUUUUGUUCUCACACUAAAGCGGCUUUAAUAAAUAUUUUACUCUUCUAAAAA
Molecule: messenger RNA, 813 nt
Organism: Brassicogethes aeneus
Lineage: Eukaryota; Metazoa; Arthropoda; Insecta; Coleoptera; Nitidulidae
Source: the annotation of a GenBank genome assembly